AUGGCUAUAGACAGAAUAAACGAAAUGGAUAACGUGAACAAUAAAUUACAAUUUAUACAGAAUAAAUUCAUAGAGUCAAGUGAAAAGAAUGGUGGAAAUGAAAUAGUGAGUAAUCCAGUCCCAGAGAAGAGAGAUUCAGAGACAGCAGAGCUUAACGCAGAGAUCACAAAUAACCAGACAUUACCUAUUAUUAACUAUGAUUUAUUGCAAAACGAAAUAACUACUUCCGAGCUUGCUCCAUCCACGUCACCCACCGAUUCCUCAUCCUCCACGACGUCGUCCGUCUUUAAUAUCCCUUCCAAAAGACAUUACAAACGUACAGGCUCAAUGCCCAACAUGACAGCACCUGACCUAAACUCGAUAAUUCCUGACAUGCCAGUACCAAACAGGCCCGAACGACGGCAUACCAUUGGCAACCAAGCAGAGACUCCUCAACAGUAUUUAGAAAGAAUGCAGGAUACUCUGAGUAAAUCCGAGUUGGCAACCUUAUUGGCAAAGAAUAAAGAUGUCUUCCACGAGACUGUUCUCUUGACGUACAUGGAAUCAUUUGACUUUACCGAAGAUCCAAUCGAUAUCGCAUUGAGGAAAUUUCUCAUGGAUUGCUAUUUACCCAAAGAGACGCAACAAAUCGAUCGUAUCAUGGAAGCAUUUGCUCGUCGAUAUCAUGAAUGCAACCCCGAUCUAUUCCCAUCGCAAGAUACUUCAUAUAUCCUGGCAUUUUCGUUACUCAUGCUUCACACCGAUGCUUUCAACAAGAGUGUAAAAAAGAAAAUGACAAAAGAAGAGUUUGUUCGCAAUGCUAGAAUAGAUGGCGUUCCAUCAGAGAUACUCGAAGUGCUAUACGAUAACAUAACGUUUACACAGUUUAUUUAUGCAGAGGAUGAUACAGAUGUAAACGGCAUGACUUUGAUGCCAUCACCGCAGCAUUCUAAAUUUUUUGGCGGAAUCGGGGAUGGUCAUAGGAAAAUUAUCAACCGUCCUCGGAACGACCCAUAUUUUGUUAUUCAGCAUAAAAUUCCGACAGAUUUUACGCCAAACCUCAGAUCAAUUGUUCCAACAGAAAACCCCUUUUCCUACAAAGGCACCUUACCCGUAUUCGACACGGCUUCCGUCCACCGUGCCUUCACUACGGCUUCUACGGUCCGCGUUACCGGCAUUCGAUCACGCCGUCAAUACGGAGACACAUCCAAUUCCGUUUCCGCUAUACAUCCAGUCAGUAACCAACCUGGGGCGUUUCAGCUAAAAAUAACGAAAGCAGGUAAACUUGGUAGAAAAAUCGACCUACUCGAAGGAGGGAAAAAAGCCACCGGUUUCGGAAGGACCUGGAAGCAAUUUGGCGUUGUAUUAUCGGGAAGCCAACUGAUGUUUUUCAAAGAUUUGAGUUGGUUUGAAGAGCAAUCGAACGCGGUUAGGGAUGUGAAUCACAAUAAGAAAAAUACAACUCUUAGGCCUGAUAUAAUUCUAAUGACUGCAGACUCCAUAGCCGUAUACGAAACUGCCUAUACGAAGCAUCCACAUGUCUUUCGACUCGCUUGCGUUAAAGGGUAUCAAUACCUGUUUCAAGCUGAAAGUGAGAGUGAGAUGAAUGAUUGGAUCACAAAGAUCAAUUAUGCGGCAGCAUUCAAAACAAAUGGGAUUAAAAUGCGAGGAGUAAGGCAUACCAGUUCAAGUAAAAGGAGCGAAAAAGUAUUCCGGAAUGAGGGGUACGCCGAUGGUGCCGUUGCGAGAGUAGAAGUUUUAAAGUCCAAAAUCGCUUCCCUACAAGCAAAAAUUACGACGCACACAUCACAACUGACUCGAGACGUUCGACUCGUUAAAAAUCUCACAAUUAUGGUUCCCUACAAAGGAUCCACACGCGAUCGGAUUCUCAGCAUCGCCAAUGUUAUAUCCAAACGUCUGAUAUCGACGUUUCUUGAAUUGUCGAAAUUAUUAUGUUAUCACGAGGUACUGGAGAAAGAUUUAUGUGCCACGGUUAUGGAGGACAACGAGUAUUGGAUGAGGAGAAGUAGUGUGAGGAAAAUGGAUGGAAUAUUAUCAGAGAAGCAAGAUUCGAAAAGAGGGUUGAGCGAGGAAGCGAGAAACCAUUGUGUAAGGAUUAAGACUAAUAAAGAGGGAAGGCAUGGGACUCAAAGUUUGUAUGUGAGGCGAAAGGAAGCUAAUGAGCCCGAGGUGUCUAUCAACAUUGUUAAUGUUGAUUCUGGAACAGAAUACGCUGAUAAUUCUGUCCAAACUCCUCAAACUCUUUCUCGUGACCCUUCACCCAAUUCCUCCCCUCAUUUUCAUCCCAAUCAAUUUUUAUCGCCUAAUUUAUACUUGACACUAUCGACACCAUCAGACUCGGACCUUUCUAAUUUUAGCGAUGUAUUUAUUGAGGAAAACAUUGGUUACGAGAAGAACGGUUUGGGAUUGGUGGGGAGUGAAAAUGAUGAUGGAAGUCUAGACGAGUUUGUUGAUGCCGAGGAAGGGACAUUUAGCGAAUAA
Molecule: messenger RNA, 2481 nt
Organism: Paraglomus occultum
Lineage: Eukaryota; Fungi; Glomeromycota; Glomeromycetes; Paraglomerales; Paraglomeraceae
Source: the annotation of a GenBank genome assembly